CAUUGUCAUACCCUCCCUCUGCUGCUCAGCUUUUUGUAAAUCACGUGAUUUACAAAAAAAUGUGUGAGUGGACCCUGGAGUGGCCUCCCUGUUUCCAGCCCUCCCUCAUUCCUCUUCAGUCUGUUUUUAGGAGCACCCAUCAUAUGAAAAAGAUUUGUCUGUCUGCAGGGACCCAACUCUUCAAGUUCAGUGUUGAGACUCCUAGCCUGGACCAUGGGGAGCUCCUUUACAAUACAUAAUAAGACUCCAUAUGCCCUUCACUACUCCAGUGUGGGUAGAGGGGGUGUCCGUACAGUGCAUGGCCAUAGCAAAGGAAAGUACUUACAUCCAAUACCUCCGUUCAAUUCUGAGGGCCUCCGUUUCAGAUAUGGAGAUCACUCAGAGUGGGACCUCAGGUGUGCAGGUCACAGUGCUCCAUACACCUUAAGAGAAAGCGAUGACGGUGAAAAAAUUGAACUGGUCAAUGGAAGACUGAAUGUCAUUGCUGACUGCUGUGCAAACUUUGGAAGAAUUGAUGACCAGAAACAAGAGCAUGAGAGAUGCCAACAACAGAAGAAACGCAGGAAAAUAGAAGAUGAGACGAGGCAGCAGGCAGCGCUUCACCGGAAGAGGACAAUCCAAGAGCAGAUUGAAAAGGAGAAUAAAAAACUGAGGGAACUGCUUUCUGAAGCACACGACAGGCUUCAGCUGGAGUUAAACCUCAAAGCCCAGAAGCAUUACCACCAGCAGCACUCUCAAGUCCUGCAUGAGCUUGUGGCAGAGGAGCAUGGAAUAGAAAGGGAUGAGGUCACUGAUGUUAAUGACAAGUUUAAAGAACUUUUAUCAAAGUAUGACAUCAGAGAGGAUCAAAAUGUGAAGAUUCCACUGAAAAACAGGAUGAAAACUCUCCAAAAUGAGCUGACAUUACAAUAUUUUAAAGAGCACCACAUCCCCACUUCAUUACAGUGGGCUUUGGAUCAGGCUACUGGAUAUGUGAACCUCUCUCUGACUGAGCGGUUCAAUAUUCUGAAGUCAGUUGUGAAGAUGACCUUAGAUGGUGACUCUGAUAUUAAAUGUUUCCUCAUGACUGGACAAGACAAGAAGACUGAGUUCCUCUUUAAAUUGCAGGAACAGCUACAAGCUGAAAAUCCAACGCUGGCCAGACAGGUGUUAGCAAAUGUUCUGGAUCUGUCCUCAAAGCUGCCCCAAUCAUGUAAGGAGAUCCUCUGUCACAUAGUCUUCAACAGCAUCUGGACACCAAAAGAAAUCAGGCUUUUCAUUAGACAGACCUCGAGAGUGGAUCAGGAAACAGUCGCAAAAAUCCUCCACAAAGCGUGCACCUACAGGCUGAGCUGUGACGACGCUCUCUCUGCAUUGAAAAAGAAAAAUCCUGUAGACUACAUCCAACAUUGUGUGGACAGAGCUGAGCUUGACAAAGAUGCUGACACACUAUUGGCUGAACUGGAAGACAAAAACUAUCCAGAGUGUAUCCUGUCACUCCUGCGAAAAGUCCUGACGUAUAUUGAAGAAGAGCUACCCAAAUAUGUAAGUAAGCCCAUUAAGGCGAAGAAGAUUGAAGAUUGUAAAAAGAUAAUAAAUUCUCUUGAUUUUAACAAUCAUAAGAUUGAUGCUCUGAAGAAAGUCCUGAUCGUCGUGUCCAGAGCUGUAAAGGAAUGCACCACCUUUACCACUAAAAGCAGUGAACAAGUUCAGGGCUACUUCCCAAGACUCAGUCAGCUGGCCUCACUGCUGCUACUCCUGCUGCCACAGACUGGGGAUAAAAAAGGUAGUCUGUUGGAAAUUGGCACCGGAGAGGGCAAAACUUGUAUUUUAGCCAUGUUUGCUACAAUACAGGCCACACGAGGCAUAAAGGUGGACAUUGUGACAAACUCUUCUUUGUUAGCAAGUCGUGAUCAGGAUGAGUGGAGAAAAUUAUAUGAUAUGUUUGGUAUUACAUCAUCCACGGUGCCUCCAACACACAUCGAUAACUGCUCUUUUAAAGAUCAUGACAAGCUGCUUGAGGAUGCAUACAGCCAGCAGGUCGUUUAUGGUACAGUUGGUACCUUUGCAGCAGAUAUACUGAGGCAAGAGUUUGAGAAGAAGACUACUCGAGGUCUGAGGGGGUUUGAAUGUGUGGUAGCAGAUGAGGUGGACUACAUGACACUAGACUGUGGAGUGCAGGUCACAUAUCUGUCAGACCAAGCCCGUAGCCUAAGACACGUGAAGCAAGUCCUGGCAAGUAUCUGGGCCAUGAUGUCUGCCUGCUGGCCAGUAGAAAUGUUUGAAACGGGGGAGAUCAGGUGGGGAACCAGGAUCCAGCACUUCCACAAGGUGUUAAUGCAAGCAGUGGUUGGCUCAGAAUCAGAAGAUUUUUCAGUCGCUGACCUACUGAUGCUUGGUGGACAGAUGGGGUUUUAUUCACAGGAGGAUGUGGAUGAAUUAAAUAAAGCAGAGGGUCAGACACAAACAGAGACCGACAGCUUUAAGGAUGCCAAGUGGACAGCCACAGAGAACAUCAUGGCCAACAUUGGACUGGAAGAACAGUGUAAGCUUCUGAGACAACUUGAGACAAAAAUAGAAAACAAUGUGUCUGUAGAUUGUUACUCACUAAUGGACAACAAAGCCAAACUUUACAGGAAGGACAGCUCUCAUAGAUACCCUGAUGUCAGCCUGCUUCUUCUGGAGAAUGGCUGUGCCUGUGAAAUCAUGUCAGAGGAAUCCCUCAUCCAAGGAGCUGUGGACAAAUUAAAAUCAACAAUUAAAUAUUCUGACGAGUGUUCUGUGAAAUCAUUGGAUGAAUGUAAGGGAUUUAUCAUCGUCCCUUCAUUUUUGAAAACAUACAUUGAGAAUCGGUUACCACUUUUUGCAGAGAAUGCCUUAAAAGCCAUCAGAAUGACUCCGGGGAGAGAGUACAUGAUUGAAAAAGCACCUGAAGCUGACACUGGCAGUUUCAAUGAUGCUGACAGUCAUCAGUAUGAUGCCAUAAUUCCUGUGGACUUUGAGGCCAGUGGGAUGUUGGAGAAAAACAAGCGAUGGGGUGAGGGCCUACAACAGUUUCUGGAGAUGAAGCACCAGCUGGCCAUUUCACAGCUAUCCAAUGUGACAAAUUACAUGUCAAAUUUCCAUUUCUUUAAAAGGUACCUCAGUGGAAAAGGAAUUUUUGGUGUUUCUGGGACAUUGGGAGAUGAAGCUGAGAAAGUAUUUCUAGAACGGCAUUACAAAACAGCAAGCUAUGUCAUUCCAGCUCACCGCCAUAAAAAGCUUGUUGAGUUGCCAGCAGUUCAGGUGAGUGGAGGCAGCACUCAGUGGAUCCAGGUGAUCUGUGAAACUGUACAGAGAGCUGCAGACAGAGGUCAAGUUGUUUUGAUCAUUUGUGAAGAUGUCAACACUGCAGAUGAGCUGAAGACAAAAAUGGAUCUUCCAGAAAGACAAGCCAAUGACAUCACCAUGUACACAAUCAGCGAGAAGCACAAGAUCGAGAAACAAAACUUUAGCCAUGGAAACAUUAUCAUUGCUACAAACCUCGGUGGCCGAGGUACAGACAUUAAUGUUCAGCAGAACGUAAAUGAGUGUGGAGGUCUGUUUGUGCUCCUCACAUACUUUCCUAGAAGUCACCGUGUGGAGCAACAGGUCUUUGGACGCACUGCCCGGAAAGGAAACCCAGGGAUGGUCCAGAUGGUUCUCAACCAGGGCCAUCUUGCACCAGCAUAUCAAGGCCAUUCAAUCGAAACCAUGAGGCUGCUCAGAGAGGAAUAUGAGCUCAGACAUUUAGACAGCAUGGAGAAAUAUAAGUGUGACAUUGAAAUUAAAGAAGCUCUCUUCUCCACAUUUUGUGAAUUUCUGUGUGACUUUGACAAGAAUUACACGGUGGAAGAAAGGAGUGACCUGUCCAAGCUGAAACUGAAGGAUGUUCCUGAAUAUUUUAAGAUCCAUCAGAACAAGUUUGACUAUCAGACUGCACUGAAUGCUUUGAAAGAAUCCUGGGCUUUGUGGCUCAUCCUUCAUGAAGAGCACAUCAGCAGACAUGAUGAUAUCAGCAAGCUGAGAGAAGACCUCACCAAAGACUUGAAGAAGACUGGUGACUUCCUUCUGCAGGGGACCAGCUGUAAUUUCUAUGAUUACAUCAAACAGGCAACAAGCAGAACCGACCUGCACUGCAUGAACAAAACUAAAUGUGACUUUGGAGCAAAGACUUACUGGCAGAAAGCUGCAGAGUGUGAUCAUUUCUACAGUGCUGUGGCGCUUUAUAAUCAAGCUUACAUCACACUCAAUCUCAGAAAAGAAGACUACAUAGCUGAGGCAAAGAAAUUAUUGGAGGAAGCUCAGUCUGCAGUGGAAGUCUAUCUCUCAGAAUCAACAAAUACGAUGAUGUUUUGUAAUUUUUCAGUGAUGAGUGCCUUUGUUCCACACCACACAAACAGCAACCUCCAGAUCCAAAUGCAAGCCAGUAUGAAUAUCUUCAAAUCUUGGAAAGGAUACAUUGAAAGUGCCCUGACAACUCUGAGACAGCUCGACGACAGCGAAGGUGAUGCAGAAGUAGAGGAUUCCAGUGUGUACCAUCUUUCAAAAGAUAAAGAUUUAAUCACCACCAACGAGCUGAUGAUGCUUUGUGAAAAUGGCCUUAGCAUAGUCUUUGAAGUUAAAAAGAAGCCAGAGUUCUGCUAUGAUGCCCUUGCUUGUUUUGUUCUUGGUGCCCUUCAAGUAGCAGCAGGUGUUCUUGUUUGUGCUCUGUCAUGUGGUGGUGCCAGUCAGUUUGGACUUGGACUGACUUGUGAGGGGGUAUCUGACAUGAUUGAAGGGAUCAAGGGAAUGAUACAAGGAGGCUUUGACUGGGCUGAAUGGGCAAUCUCCAAGGCCACCACAAUUGGAUUGUCUCUGAUCUCUGGUGGAUUCAGCCGACUAAAGAAAGCUAGAAGUGCAGUGCGAAGUGGCACAAAAAGUCUGAUCACAGGAGCAAAGAGUACAUCUGUCUGUACAGUUAAACAGUGUUUUCUGAAGGUGGGAAAGUAUGCAGUUCAGGAACUGGGGAAGCAAGGAUGUAUCAGUGAUCUGACUCAUACUGUUGAGAAGGAAACUGAUCCUUUUUUCCAAAAGGUUCUGAAGGACGUCUUUGAGAAAAAGGUGUUUUCACUGAUAAAAGCCAACCGUGAGCUGGAUGAAGUUCUCACAAACUUCAUUUGCUCAGGGAUACCAAAGACUGCCCUGGAGAAUGGGUCCAGUGAAUUCAUAAUUGACAGAGGGUGUGAGGAACAAAUGCUUCAGUCAGUGGAUCUGAUAACAAGAGAAGUCAUUCCUGCCCUGAUGAUGAAUUGUACCAUGGUUCUUAAGGUUCUUAAUAUACUUUCAGAACUGUGUGGUGCUGUAACACAACACACAGGAGGCCUCAAAGGGUUGGAUCUAAUGGAAAAAUCAGCUGAAAAUGUACAAGUUAAUGUACAAACAUUGGAUUCAAUACCUACGGAGAAGGUAAUUAACAAUACUUUUGUUCCUCAGCUGUUGCAAAGCAUGGAAAAACUAUCCCAAGGAAGGAAUGACCAGGAUGGAAGACAUGGUCUAUCAGAUGUGAAACGCUUUAAACAUGAACUCAUCAACAUGAUUGCAGAAAGUGCUUCAAGCUCUUAUGUUGAGGCCUGUUUCAGACAUAUGACCUCCAUCAUGAGCAAAAUGUGCAUGAGUCAAAUAAACCAUGUUGCUGGUGGUGCUGUUAGAAACAUUCUCAGCAGUGUUGACGCCCAAAGUUUCUGUGAAAACCAGCUUUAUAAACAUCAUAUGAAAAAGGCAAUCCAAAGUCCACAUGAUCUGUUGUCACAGUCUGAGAAGAGAGACUUGGAGUGUUACAUAGAGAAAAUUUCUGAUGUUAACCACCCUGCUACAGCUUUGGACAUCCAUGUCCUCACACAAAGUGAUGCUCUGGAGGGCAAAGGCAUCAAACUGGUUAUGGUGGACAACGAUGGGAAGAAGCUUUCAGAAGACUAUUUUCCAGGGAAGGAGGACUCAGCAGGUGAUAUAGUCCUCCAGCUGAAGAAGGAGCCAAAAAAUCCAACACAGACAGAGGGAUCCUUCUCAGAGAUGACUGAGGGGAUCUGGGGUGAACAGAGCCAAUGCAGUGGUCACUUUGAAAUCCUGAGCCCAGAUGGCACUCUGAUCCCUGUAAAUUCAGAGGGUCAGAACUGCCUCUAUCAUGCUGUUGUCCAGGCAACCUGGAAAAACCAAGGUGAUAUGGGAAAUGAGGCAGUUAUCCUCAGGAAUGAAAUCAAACAUACUCUUCAACAAAACUUACCGAGAUACGUGGAAGUUUUGAAGCUGCAGAAAGAAUUUGAAGAAACAUGUACGUCCCCUGGAAGAUAUUACAUCUGUGGAGGACACAACAGAUCCAGAAAAAACAAUGGGGAAAGUUGGAAAAAGAGUUGGGACGAUGAAUUGAUAGACAAAAAAUGGGUCAAUAAAGAUGACAUAGUUAAGAACUACCAUCUUGGUAUGGUCGGAAAAUAUUAUACGCUUAAAGACAAAAUGAAAGGGAUCAAGAUCGAGGGCAAGGGAGACGUGACAGUGGAAGCAGACCAUAUCCCUCCUAAAUGUGUCUUUAUACAUCUAAAUAAUAAUUUCGAAAAAGUGGACAAGUGGUUGAACGAUCACAAAGACAAUGAUCUUACAGACCUAGUUGAUAACACCAUUAAGAAAAUUAUAAACGAUGAAAAUGAGGAAGUAAAUAAUAAUGAAAUGUGUAAAAAUGUCAUUGACAAAUUGAGAAUUGAAUACACUACAGAACAGAACAAAAGCAAAGACAGCAAAACAGAACGAAAAAAAAAAAUAGCCAUUGAACUUUAUAUGAAAAAGAACAGACAUGAAAUGAUGAUCCUGGAAAAAAUGAGGAAGGACAUCAUAUUAAAAGCAAACCCGAAUAAGACGGAGCAGAUUUAUGAUCUGAUUUGUAAACAUGGAAAUAAUGGGGUAUGCAGAAAUGUUCUUCAAUCACAUCACCAACAAGGCCUCACGUAUGGCAACUCUAACUAUUCUAAGGCUGUCAGUAAAAUCCUACAAGAUGCCCUUCUUGCUGGUGAUGAAGUAAAAGUGAUAAAAUGGUCACUGAUGGUGGCAAAUCCAGAGGUCGCAGCAUACAUCCGGCAGAAAAUUGACAGCGACAAUCCAUCACAGAACCACAAAACAUGUAACACUCCUGCCAAAACAGAACAGGAACGCCAACAAGGGGGAGAAGGAACAGGUAAUGACAACAAAACAUGUAACACUCCUGCCAAAACAGAACAGGAACGCCAACAAGGGGGAGAAGGAACAGGUAAUGACAACAAAACAUGUAACACUCCUGCCAAAACAGAACAGGAACGCCAACAAGGGGAGAAGGAACAGGUAAUGACAACAAAACAUGUAACACUCCUGCCAAAACAGAACAGGAACGCCAACAAGGGGGAGAAGGAACAGGUAAUGACAACAAAACAUGUAACACUCCUGCCAAAACAGAACAGGAACGCCAACAAGGGGGAGAAGGAACAGGUAAUGACAACAGAGAAGAACAGGGAUCAAUAAAAAGACAACUGGGGAAUGACAGUUCUGAUUCCAACACAGAGGAUGUAUGUAAAAAAAAAAAAAA
Oreochromis niloticus (Nile tilapia) is the source of this 7585-nucleotide messenger RNA. RefSeq lists its product as uncharacterized. Gene Ontology annotation, molecular function: ATP binding. The transcript has 15 exons. The record is from RefSeq and is a predicted model, not a curated record. NCBI's taxonomy places the organism in Eukaryota, Metazoa, Chordata, Actinopteri, Cichliformes, Cichlidae. Gene Ontology annotation, biological process: protein import; intracellular protein transport; protein targeting. The coding region runs from base 214 to 7521 and encodes 2435 amino acids. Gene Ontology annotation, cellular component: membrane.